GUCCUUCAAGGUUCGACCUUGUACAUUUAAGCCCCUCAUCUUUGACUUCAAAGCCAGCAACUUGAUCUCAGAAGCGAGACUGAAGAGAAACCUAGGGUUUGGAUCCAACUUCAUGGCGGUUCUCUUUCAGAAAUUUCAAAAGUUUGUGGGCACGCUUGCCAAAAGCCCGACAUUCGCAAAGGAUCCAAGACGCCUUCAAUUCGAAACAGACAUAAAUCGGCUCUUCCUCUAUACCAGCUAUAACCGGGUGGGAAAGGAUGCUGAAGAAGCAGAUAUCGAGGAGAUUAUAAACAUGGCAAGUAAAUCGGACCUAGCGGAUCAAGAAAAACAGGUUCAAGAAAACAUUCAUUCUCAAAUUACGAACUUCUGCACGUUUAUGGAUCAUAUUCUACUUCCUGAAUCGAAAUCCGAUGAUGAAUCAUCGCAACAACACACCACUCCUCCUCGUCGUAGUGGCCUUAGUCUUGCAAUUGGUCGAAACGCCCCACCGAACACGCAAGUUGAUAUCCCCGAGACAAAACCGUUGACUUUUGCAGAGUCACGCCAAAGGUUAAAAGAGCUAAUGGGCUACACCCUUGAGCUCAAACCGUCUCAAAUUCCUCACGAACAGGCGGGCCGGGGUUUAUUCGUAGACGGUGAAGCAGAUGUCGGCUCGGUAAUAGCACUCUACCCAGGUGUAAUCUACUCUCCCGCGUAUUACCGUUACAUCCCCGGAUACCCAAGAGUCGAUGCACGAAACCCGUAUCUUAUAACCCGCUACGACGGGACCGUAAUUAACGGUCAACCUUGGGGUACGGGUGGUGAAACGAGGGAAGCGUGGACGCAGUCUAGCGUUUAUCGGCCCCACCCGAGUGAAGCACGUUCCGAGACGGGGUCGGACCGGGUGUGGAAGAUGUUAAGCAAACCGUUAGAAGCGUCACGGGUCGGGUUUACCGGUGAGGUUUUGGAGCGAAGAAACCCGUUAGCGUUAGCUCAUUUCGCAAACCACCCUGCUAAGGGUACGGAACCGAAUGUUAUGGUCUGCCCUUAUGAUUUUCCGUUGAACGAAAAGGGUAUUCGAGCGUAUAUACCGAAUGUUGUUUUCGGGGGUGUGGAAGAAGUGAAGAUGAAACGAUUUGGGAGUUUUUGGUUUAAGUCGCGAGGCGAGUCAAACGAUGGUCAACAGACGGGUCCGGUUAUGAAGAGUGUUGCGCUUGUUGCGACUAGGUUGAUUAGGGAUGAAGAGGUUUAUUUGAAUUAUAGAUUGAGUAAUUCGAAGAGAAGGCCUUCUUGGUAUACUCCUGUUGAUGAGGAAGAGGAUAGAAGAAGAUGGAGCUAAACAAACAAACAUGUGUUUAUUUUGAGGAGGUUUAAUAAGAUUUAAGAACCAGAAUUAGCAGUUUUGGUUGGUGUUGAGAGGAUGUUUGAAAACAAAAGAUUUUGUAUUCUUGUUAUGAUGUGGUGUACUCACUUCUAAAGUUGUUUUUGGUAAACCUGCUAUACAUGUGAUAUUGACUUUAGUUUAGUUUA
Molecule: messenger RNA, 1509 nt
Organism: Helianthus annuus (common sunflower)
Lineage: Eukaryota; Viridiplantae; Streptophyta; Magnoliopsida; Asterales; Asteraceae
Exons: 4
Coding region: 113-1318 (401 amino acids)
Source: RefSeq, a predicted model, not a curated record